GUAAGAUGGGGAAGGAAGUUUGUGGAGUACUGGAAGGAGGAAUGUGAGAAGGGUAGUUUGGAUUUGCGUAACCCGAAGGGUUUUGUAUAUAUACUGAUAUCCCCAUGGCAUAAGUAGAUAUAUGUGGGGAUGACUGAACGUGAACUGUGGGCUAGGUGGAAGGAACAUGUGGGGUGUACUAUCCAAGGACGUGGCAAGAGAAGUAGGAAUCUGUAUAAUUGGCUGGGGAAGCUGGGAGUACACAAAUAUGUUGCGAUUCCAGUGUUUUGCAGUAAUGUGAAAGAUGAACUGGAAGCUGUGGAAAGGACGCUUAUCCGGGAAUGGGCUCCGUCAUUGAACUCGGAGGUAAAGAAAAGGAGUACGAAGAAACGGUGUAGAGCAGGGAAGAAGGAACGAGCGAAGAAGUGGAAGAGAGAGCAUGAUGUGGAGGAAUACGUAGAACCAAAUGUGGAGAGGGUAGCGACGAAGGUGUCGAGUUGGAAACGGGGCAAGGAAGGGGAAGCAUCGGUUAGACUAUGUGAUAUGCUGAGGAGUCUGAUUGAACCAAGCCAUGGGAAAGAGGUCAAGGUGUAUGGAAAUGGAGGUGGAGUAUGGAGCGAUAAGUGGCGGGUGGUGCUCCGGUUGUUUGGCGAGUCGCGGGUGAAAGUCGGAGGAAGGACAAGGCCACUAAGGAAAUGUAAGAAGCUACUGGAAAGCGGAGGGGAGAUUGUGCUGCGGGAUGCAGUUGAAGCAUCUCCUCGCAGUCUGAAGUUGAAGAAAGAGAUCGUGAGAAUGUUCAAGAACAGGAAGAGAGCUGCGAAGUUAGCGCAACGACCAAUGAAGAUGCUGGUUCAUUUCUAUAGUGCAGCGAAGUUAUUUUCACAGAAGAAGAGUAGGUCUCGGACCAGGAAAAUGAUCUCCGAUGCAAUUAAGAAAGGACACAAUGUGAAUAUUCGAAGAACGGUAGUGGUGAAGGUAAGAUUCGACGAGAGAGUGAAGAGAGCGAAAGUGGUGCGAUUGGUGAGGAGGAUCGAAGCGCUGCAUGAAAGAUUGGAGGUGGAAAUCAGCCAGGGCCUGUCGAACCUGGAUUGGCUGGGUGAUGGGAUGGUGAUAGAGAGGCCGCUGCCGGAGGAACUGAUGAAGUGCGUCGAUGAAUUGAAAGUGGAUCAGGUUACUGAUGUGGAAGAAGUGCUCGCAUUAAAAAGAGAACUGCGAAAUCUGGUCCUAGCCCUGCUGGAUAGGAAUCCAGGAGACACGCUGGUUAUGUGUCCAAGUGUGUAUUUUAGGGCGAUGCGUGAGACGUUUAUCGAGAACGACGGGUACGUAGUUAGCAUGACGGAAGAAGCGGUAAUUCUGAGCGAAAUGGAGGAGUUCAGAGGAAAGAAGUAUGGAGGGAUGGGGAAGUGGAAGGCGGAGGCUGAGUUGGGGUCGGCGUACGUGCUGCCUAAACACAAGGACACGACGAAGUUCAGGCCGAUUUGUCCAACGUAUUGUGAACCGGGAGUCAUGGUAUGUAAGACAGCGACAAAAUGUCUGAAUGCGAUGCUGUUCGGACUACCAGAAAGCGGUCACUUUAAUCUGAAAUCGGUUUCGGGAAUGGGGGGGAAGUUGGAAAGGAUGAACAGAAAACUGGGACGCACGUGUUCUGAUGUUCGAGUGAUGGCGGUGUCAUACGAUAUAAAAGAUAUGUUUUCUAAAUUGUUGCACUCGACCAUCAUGAAAUCCGUGGAGUGGUGUAUUUGGUGGUACAAGGAAAAGGGAUUCGAGGGAGUUGUCGUGAAGAGAAGAGGGAGAGAAACGAAGUUGUGCAGGGAAGAUGAGCCGGAGGGCUAUAGGCGAGUAGAGUCUCGAAUAUUGCUUGAUUUUAUAACAUCGGACUUGCGCAACUGCUACACGAAGGCUGGAGGGUACAUCUUGCUGCAGAAGAUCGGGAUUCCAAUGGGGAAAUCUUCAAGCCCCCCAUCGGCAUGCCUUAUGUGCGCAAAGGCAGAAUGAGAUUUCCUGAUAACCCUGGGUGGGCAGAAGCGAUUUGUGGCAGGACUGCGAUUUGUGGAUGAUGCGUCGGUGUUCGUAGCAUA
Molecule: messenger RNA, 2057 nt
Organism: Chara braunii
Lineage: Eukaryota; Viridiplantae; Streptophyta; Charophyceae; Charales; Characeae
Source: the annotation of a GenBank genome assembly